Messenger RNA from Neltuma alba, 697 nucleotides. Its product is annotated as probable calcium-binding protein CML15. The record is from RefSeq and is a predicted model, not a curated record. The coding region runs from base 103 to 597 and encodes 164 amino acids. Gene Ontology annotation, molecular function: calcium ion binding. The transcript has a single exon. NCBI's taxonomy places the organism in Eukaryota, Viridiplantae, Streptophyta, Magnoliopsida, Fabales, Fabaceae.
CUCCAUCUCCCUUCUCUUCAAUUUUCUUUCUGUUCCUCUUAUUCCCAUCCCAUCUACUUCUCUGUCUUAGCCUCUAAUCAUUAAUCACCCUGCCGCCCCUGCAUGGCAACUCUUCAGGUAGAUCAGCUCAGUCAGUUACGUGACAUUUUUAGCCGCUUCGACAUGGAUUCCGACGGCAGCCUCACCGUCCUCGAGCUCGCUGCCCUUCUCCGCUCCCUUGGCCUCAAGCCCUCCGGCGACCAAAUCCACGUUUUACUCACCACCAUGGACUCCAACGGCAACGGCUCUGUUGAGUUCGACGAGUUGCUUUCUGCAAUUCUACCCGACAUGAACGAGCAGGUCUUGUUGAAUCAGGGCCAGCUUUUGGAGGUUUUCAAAAGCUUCGACCGCGAUGGCAACGGCUACAUAUCAGCCGUCGAGUUAGUCGGAGCGAUGGCUAAAAUGGGUCAGCCAUUGACCUAUCGAGAGCUCACGGAGAUGAUCCAGGAGGCCGACACGGACGGCGACGGCGUAAUUAGCUUCAACGAGUUCGCCACCGUGAUGGCCAGGUCGGCCUCCGAAUCAUUGGGCCUUGCAUGGUUAUCAAGAGGGUGGUGAUUCUGGCCAUAAUGUUAUUAGUUGAAAAAAACAUAUUAAAUGGAGAAUGUGCCUUUGUUGUGGAGAGAUUUUGUACAGAGGGCUGCUGGAAAUUUAUGUA